ACUUGUACUAGAAUGGUCCAUUAGUAAUGAGCUCCACUAGCGCAUUUUAAGGUUAUUUUCCCAUGACAUUUCUGGCCGCCUCCCCAUCACCAAACCUCAGAAAAGUUCGUCGCGCAAAUCUACCAAGAAACUAGAACCACAAUUUUCCAGCACACCAACCAUCAAGAUGCCUUCCGACGACCUCACAAAAUGGAUAACCUCAGAAAUCGACUUCUAUGCCCUUCUGGGCCUCACGCCCGAAUCCUUCACAGCGGACGAAUUGCGACGGGCCUACCGUAAAACAGCCCUCCAAUACCAUCCGGACAAACUAGGCGCAGCUUUCGACGCCGACAAAUACGAGCAAUUCCAAGCCGCAAAUGACGUACUCGCAGACCCCGAAUCCAAGCAAAAGUAUGAUAAUUUUCGCAAUGGACGGAUGCAAAGGCAAAGGGCCGCGGCACUAUUUGAAGGGAAGAGAAGAGCUAUGAAAGAGGAUUUAGAGGCGAGAGAACGCGGAGGAAGUUUAGGAAAGAGGAGUAGAGAGGAUGAGGAGAUGGAUGAAAAUAUUAAAAAGCUGGCGGAGGAGGGAAGGAAAAGGAGAGUCAAGAGGGAGAGUAUGAUGUCGGAGAAUGUUAGCUCACCUAGCUCACCUAUGUCAGCGCCGCGGCCGCCACCUCAAGCGCAAUCGCAAUCGCAACCUCGCCCACAACCUUCAACGUCUGCCACAUCAAAUUCAGAAGACGAAAAGGUAGCGCGUCUUGAACGUCUAAUUGCUGAAGCUACAGCGGCAAAAGCAAAACGAAAAGCGGAUAAAAAAGCUAGGAAAGCAGGCAAAUCGUCCGAAUCUUCUACACCAGAUACUAGUUUUAAAGCAGACUCAAACGCAGCAUUUAACGGGGUGCAUGCUGUACCUUGUGCUACGCCCUAACAUUAUCCAAUCUAGUCCAGAGACUUUAUUUAGUUCAGACAUCCAACGGCGUUCAGACACAAGGGCAAGAGUUAUGGUUGGCUUUUCUUUACCAUUUUGAAUUUAGCAUGGCGCUGGUUGCUUGGGGAAAUGCUUCACAUACAUGUGGAGAUAAUUAGAUAUUCAAACUAUAAGCUAUAAGUAAUA
This is a messenger RNA of Sclerotinia trifoliorum, 1093 nucleotides long. The record is from the annotation of a GenBank genome assembly. Lineage: Eukaryota; Fungi; Ascomycota; Leotiomycetes; Helotiales; Sclerotiniaceae.